Molecule: messenger RNA, 547 nt
Organism: Pseudonaja textilis
Lineage: Eukaryota; Metazoa; Chordata; Lepidosauria; Squamata; Elapidae
Source: RefSeq, a predicted model, not a curated record
AAGCCCAGCUUGGCAUCGCGUUGGUCCUCGAUGGGUAGAGGAGAGGAAACAGCUGCCGGGCGUGGCCUGGAACGCCAAGCCAAAGGUUGGGCAAAGCAUUUGGGGGCUAUAACUCAAACUCUUCUCUCUCUCCCCCCCCCACUUUUUUUUUUAAAUAAUUCUUAACAGCUACUAUCCUCUCUACCCGCCCCCCGAGGACAUGAUGGUGAAUUACGAGCACUUCUACCCCUACGCCUCUCUGCCCGUCACGCCGGACCUCUUGAUCACCCCCUCCGACCUGAAAUACUUCGUUAAGGACGUUUUGGGGUGCAUCUGCAUUAACCCCAGCCGGCUGACGAAAGGACAAGUCGGGGGCAGCUAUGCGCAGCUCUGGGUCCAGCCACAGGUCCCUGGGGCCCAGCGGAAGAGCCCGUGCAUCGCCGCGCAAGUGAUCAAGAUCUAACCAGGUUCCGGCAACACCUGAAGCCUUCAAGAGAACGAGCUAAAGGACUCUUUCCUUCUCCAGCAACCUGCAGAUCCCCAAAGUCUGAGCAACCCAAACAUCUGG